AAAAUCUACGCCUGGUUGAAAACCCUCCCUCCUGUCCUCUGAAGUUUGAGGACAACUUACCAUGGGAUUUGUUAUAUAACCUACACCCUUGGCGGGGGAGACCCCUAAACGAGGAUCACCCCUCUUGGUCUGGGACAGACCAGCAGCUUUUUUCCUCUGGUACGUGCCGUAGCUACUGAGCCAGUUUUAAAGGAGAGGAUUUAUAGGAAAUCCAGCUGUGAGUUUUCGUUUUUCUCUUAGAGCUAGAGGCGGGGCCAAAACCACCCUCAGACCAGGCACAGCAUUGACCAGGCUAGAAGGAUGUGGAACAGUCUCACUGACAACAGCUAAGCACGGGGGAAAUAUUAGCUGGCAGAGAUAACCAAGAGGAAACACUCAGCGACAGAUGCACCAUCUGUCAGUUUCAGAGACGCGAUUUUCAAGAAAGCAGAAAAUGAAAUGAAGACAAGAAUGGUUUUGUUUCAAAGGUACAGCACAGCUUAAGGACGUUUUUAAACAAAGUAAGUUUGUAUUCCAUUGAAGAGGCCCUGGCAUGGAAAUUGAGGCAAAGGAAGCAUGCGACUGGCUCCGUGCUGCCGGGUUCCCGCAGUAUGCUCAGUUGUACGAGGACUCACAGUUUCCCAUCAACAUUGUGGCUGUCAAGAACGAUCAUGAUUUUCUUGAAAAGGACCUUGUAGAACCUCUUUACAGACGACUAAAUACGCUGAACAAGUGUGCCUCAAUGAAACUUGAUGUGAACUUCCAAAGGAGAAAGGGUGACGACUCGGAUGAAGAGGACCUGUGCCUCAGCAACAAAUGGACUUUCCAAAGAACCAGCCGCCGCUGGUCUCGCGUCGACGACCUCCACGCGCUGUUUCCCGGAGGAGACAGGGACGGGUCGUCGGGAGACGUUAGGAUGCGAAACACCACCAGCAGUGAGAGCGUCCUCACGGAUCUGAGCGAGCCCGAGGUCUGCUCCAUCCACAGCGAAAGCAGCGGCGGGAGCGACGGCCGCGGGCAGACAGGCGGCCCGGGCACCGGCCGGGAGGCGUUCGAGGGCCCCGGGCAGUUGUGCGCCGACGGCCCGGCCAUGCUGGACGCGGCGCUGGUUGGCAGCGGCCUCCCUCAGCCCCCCAGGGACCUCGACCAGCCCCUCUUCCACCCAAAGAACGAGAAGCCCCCCCGGACCCGAGCCAAGUCGUUCCUGAAACGCAUGGAAACGCUGCGGGGGAAGGGAGUGCAGGGAAGGCACAAGGGCCUGGGGCGGGCGGGCGGCUUGGUGAUCAGUGGGCCAGUGCUGCAGCAGGAGCCCGAGUCCUUCAAGGCCAUGCAGUGCAUCGAGAUUCCAAACGGAGAGCUCCAGACCUUGGGCCCGGCCACCGGCCAGAAAGGGCCUCCGGGCUCCAGCAAGUGGAGCGGUGAGAGCAGCCCGUCGGAAAACAGCAGUAGCGGGGUGAGCACGCCCGGCCUGAAGGAGCGCAGGUGCCAGGAGGCCAACAAGCGCGGGGGCAUGUACCUAGAGGACCUGGACGUGCUGGUGGGGACAGCACUGCGGGCCGCAGGGGACCAGAACCAUGCCCAUGAGUUUCACUCCCAAGAGAACCUGGUGGUGCAUGUUCCCAAGGACCACAAACCGGGCACCUUCCCCAAGGCGCUCUCCAUCGAAAGCCUGUCGCCGACAGACAGCGGCGGCGCCGUCAACUGGAGGACCGGAAGCAUCUCCCUGGGCAGGCAGCCGGGCCCUGGGGCCAGGGAGCCCAGGCUGGGGGCGGCCUGCCACAGAGCAAGUCGAGUCAGCGUCUACGACAACGUCCCCAGCUCCCACCUGUACGCCAGCACCGGCGACCUUCUGGAGCUGGAGAAGGACCAUCUCUUCCCUCACUUGGACGACAUCCUGCAUCACGUCAACGGGCUCCAGGAGGUCGUGGAUGACUGGUCCAAAACCCUGUUACCUGAUCCGGAGGCACACAACGCCCUGGCCGGAGAAGCUGGCUUCGGCCCCUUCCCGGCUCCUAAUCAGAUCACCUUGGAUUUCGAAGGCAAUUCUGUCUCUGAAGGUCGGACGACACCCAGUGAUGUGGAAAGAGAUGCCACAUCGCUUAGCGAGUCGGAGGCCGCUGGGGUCAGAGAGAGGAGGGAUUCCGGGGUAGGGGCCUCCCUGACCAGGCCCAGCAGGCGACUCCGGUGGAACAGCUUCCAGCUCUCGCACCAGCCCCAGCCGUCCACGGCGUCGCCCCACGUCAGCAGCCAGACGGCCGGCCAGCUGAACCUGCUGCAGCGCCUCUCGCUGCUCCGCCUCACGGCCAUCAUGGAGAAGCACUCCCUGUCCAACAAGCACGGCUGGACGUGCCUCUCCCCGCAGUGUGUGCCACGCGGCGUGCAUGACCUGGUUUCUGUGAAUUCUAGGGCAGUUCCAAAGUUCAUGAAGAGGAUGAAAGUUCCCGAUUACAAAGACAAGACUGUCUUUGGCGUUCCUCUCAUCGUCCACGUCCAGAGAACGGGGCAGCCCCUGCCGCAGAGUAUCCAGCAAGCCCUGAGGUAUCUGCGCAGCAACUGCCUCGAUCAGGUGGGUCUUUUUCGAAAGUCAGGCGUGAAGUCGCGGAUCCACGCCCUGCGGCAAAUGAACGAGAGCUUCCCUGAGAAUGUCAGCUACGAGGACCAGUCGGCUUACGACGUGGCGGACAUGGUGAAGCAGUUCUUCCGCGACCUGCCCGAGCCCCUGCUCAGCAGCAAGCUCAGCGAGACCUUCCUGCACAUCUACCAGUAUGUCCCCAAGGAGCAACAGCUGCAGGCAGCGCAGGCCGCCGUCCUGCUGCUGGCCGACGAGAACAGGGAGGUGCUCCAGACGCUGCUGUGCUUCCUCAAGGACGUGGUGGACCUGGUGGAGGAGAACCAGAUGACGCCCAUGAACCUGGCGGUGUGUCUGGCCCCCUCCCUCUUCCAUCUGAACUUACUGAAGAAAGAAAGCUCCCCCAGAGUCAUCCAGAAGAAAUAUGCCACCGGGAAGCCGGACCAGAAGGACCUCAGUGAGAAUCUGGCCGCAGCUCAGGGGCUGGCCCACAUGAUCGUGGAAUGCAACAGGCUUUUCGAGGUCCCGCUGGAGAUGGUGGCCCAGUCUCACAACUCAUACGCAGAGGCUGAGAUCCACCCUCCGACUCUGGAAGACCUGGGGACCCAGCUGGAGGAGAGUGGGGCCACUUUCCGCACGUACCUGGAGCAUCUCAUCCAGGGCCUCCAGAGGGAGGCCAAGGAGAAGUUCAAAGGAUGGGUCACAUGUUCCAGCGCAGACAACACAGACCUUGCCUUCAAAAAGGUGGGAGACAGGCACCCGCUGCGGCUGUGGAAGGCGUCCGUGGAGGUGGAAGCGCCCCCCUCGGUGGUUCUGAAUCGAGUGCUCAGGGAGCGCCACCUGUGGGAUGAGGAUUUUGUGCAGUGGAAGGUGGUGGAGACUCUGGACAAGCAAACCGAAAUCUACCAGUACGUGCUGAACAGCAUGGCGCCCCAUCCUUCCAGAGACUUCGUGGUUCUCAGGACCUGGAGGACAGACCUGCCCAAAGGGAUGUGCACGCUGGUGUCCCUCUCCGUGGAGCACGAGGAGGCCCCGCUCCUGGGCGGCGUGCGGGCCGUGGUGAUGGACUCGCAGUACCUCAUAGAGCCCGGCGGCUCGGGCAAGUCCCGGCUGACCCACAUCUGCAGGGUGGACCUGAGAGGUCACUCCCCAGAAUGGUACAACAAAAGCUUUGGACAUCUGUGUGCGGCGGAAGUUGCCAGGAUUAGAAACUCUUUUCAGCCCCUCAUUGCUGAGGGGCCAGAAACGAAGAUCUGAGUUUUCCCCGGUGAGACACAGACUCAGCGAAGAGGAAGCGAAAGCAAACACUUGUGGGAGAGACCGGGCUCGUGAGCAAGCAAGGGAGAGCGUGAAACGGAGAAGGUGAGUGCCUCAAGACGGAAGCAUGGAGAAGCUGGACGGCUGAAGAUGCGAGAAUUUUGGAGAACUUUCCUAGCCUUCCUGGAGACGGCUAGAUCCCUACUAAUAUAAUAUUUUAAAAAAUCAGAACAUUUAUCUAUGUUACUUAAAAUUAAAUGGAUUAUUCCUUGUGCAUUGCCUAAUUUGCUAUUUAAAGGCUUCUAAGAAGCAUAUUCUUAACUGUAAAUAAAUGUACAGCAUAUGUACAUGUGUGUAUAGCUCUAGCCUUCUGUAUAUAUGUAAAAUAUCAAUUGUAUAUAUUAUUGCCUAUUUUGAAAAGGAACGCGUCUGACUCGGUGAGUCCCUUCCUCACGUGGUUCUUUCCAAGUUGCUCUGGGCCCCCUUCCCCACAGUCCUAUACGCUCUGCAGAAUUUACUGCGAACACCAAAGUGUGAAACUAUUUUUCAGUCUGCCCUGAUGUUCUACCAAAGAUUAGCCAACCAAAGGAAAGUAACCUUAAAUGGUUCUUACAUGUUGUCAGUUUGUCUGUGUUAUUUAAAAACAGAGAGGCGUCUUGGAUAAAAUCGCGGAGAAGACGACUUCGUCCUCUUUAAAGCAAAGACGUGGGUGAGACGUCCUUACCAAAUUGAAGGCUUGAUGGCCCGUUGCCACGGGGCCAGCAGACAGACACAGUUUCAGGGAGAUGUCAGAUGGCCUUGGACCUCUGGAGUCAGCGCGAGCGACUGAAACAGAACCACUACGUCCCUGCUGACUAGAGCUGCAUGUAAGAGCCUCUGCAUGUUCACAGCCAAAGGGAGCCUCUGCGAUUCAUGGCGUUUUCAUCGAUACACUUCAUAGUGUUCUUAAAUGUCGUUCUCUUUGACCAGUGGCCUGUGUGGUCGCAGCUGACUGGCAUUUUCUUCCCAAUGUGUUGCACUGAAUUUAAAGGGAGAUGAUGGCCGUAAGUCCUGGACCAUUAGAGCUGCAGGGAAGUCUAACACUGCAUGUAUGAUGCUUCUUAAUUCAUGAGAUCUGCAGUCGGACACGUUAAGACCAAAACUCUGUUCUUCAAUUCGUUUUUAAAAAUAGGGUUGUUAAUUUCAUGUUUCUUCUAGCCAGUCAGCCACCUAUGCAUUUGACCCAACCUUAUCUAUUAUUGCAUAGACUAAGCAAACUGACUCUCCUUAACUAAUUGCUAAUGGAUUUAAGUUGGUUUUUUAUUGUAAUUCAACAGCCGUAGAGGGCUUUUGCUGUGUUUGAUAUCAGGGAGAGAUCGAUAUCCUAAUUUAGCGAUUGGUGUUGGAGGCAAAAAAAAACUUAAAUGAGUGAUUUCUCCUUUUUUUUUUGUAUUUUAUGCAUUUAUGUCAUGCUUUCUCUUAUCCGUAAUGUGCAGUUCUUUUGAGAAGAAUAAAAGUGCUAUAUAUGGUUCUAUAUGGUACAAGUAAAAUCAUACUAUUUGAAUUAUGACCUAGGAAUUUUUGGCUUCCUUGCCUACCUAAGAAGGUGGUAGCAAACCCAUAAUUUUCUAUUUCGGCGGCAGUGCUCUAUGAGCAAAAUAAAUGCACUUCUGGCAUAUAUCUUCAUUUAACCAUAUAUGCCGGAGUACAUUAAUAUGCACAGAUGAGAUUGGUGGAUUUGAAUCUAGCUUCACGCUGGUCCUACUCCAUAGACGGGGCGCUACGUUUCUGGAAAUAUGACAGGCACACAGGAAGAAUGGUGGUGUGUCGCCUAGAACAGGAAAGCCUUAGCAGCACAUGGGUCACCUGGAGAUCUUGUGACAGUGAGCCUCUGAUUCCGAGUAUGAGAUGGGCCUGAAAUUCUGCAUUCUGAACAGCUUCCAGGCUGUCCAGGCUGCCAGCCCGAAGACCACACUCUGAGAAGCUAGGACCUAGGGGAUACUUAGAAUAAAAACAAACAUGACUGUAUUUCCGACUCCCCUCCUCUUCACAUUACCUGACUUUUUAAUUUUUAUGCACAUGCUAAUCACAUCACUCCUGCAUUAAUAACACAGGGCAUCUUUUUUAAAAAGGGGGAAAAGAUGCAUCGAGCUUGUUUGUCAAAUACUACAGUAUUUUACUCAUUGUUAUCUUGCCAAUGGAAAUGAAAUAUGAUAUUGCCUUUAAAUAUUAUAUUUAUACCUCAUGUAUAUUUUUUACCUCAACUGUUGGUAUCAAUCAAUUGUAAAUAAAUAAUUGCCAAGGCAAAUAAAUUUA
Messenger RNA from Phacochoerus africanus (Common warthog), 6100 nucleotides. It is a transcript of the gene STARD13, whose product is annotated as StAR related lipid transfer domain containing 13. The coding region runs from base 533 to 3805 and encodes 1090 amino acids. Gene Ontology annotation, molecular function: GTPase activator activity; protein binding; lipid binding. NCBI's taxonomy places the organism in Eukaryota, Metazoa, Chordata, Mammalia, Artiodactyla, Suidae. Gene Ontology annotation, biological process: regulation of Rho protein signal transduction; actin cytoskeleton organization; signal transduction. The record is from RefSeq and is a predicted model, not a curated record. The transcript is spliced from 14 exons.